Eremomyces bilateralis CBS 781.70 is the source of this 858-nucleotide messenger RNA. Its product is annotated as Rcd1-like protein. The record is from RefSeq and is a predicted model, not a curated record. The transcript is spliced from 4 exons. Gene Ontology annotation, biological process: mRNA catabolic process; negative regulation of translation. NCBI's taxonomy places the organism in Eukaryota, Fungi, Ascomycota, Dothideomycetes, Eremomycetales, Eremomycetaceae. Bases 1 to 858 code for a protein of 285 amino acids. Gene Ontology annotation, cellular component: CCR4-NOT complex; P-body; CCR4-NOT core complex.
AUGAGCGACGAGAACCGCCGGGUCCUGGAUUGGAUCGCGAACUUGAUGAACCCUAACACGCGCGAGACGGCAUUGCUGGAAUUGAGCAAGAAGAGAGAACAAGUCCCAGAAUUGGCCUUGAUCCUCUGGCACUCUUUCGGUGUGAUGACUUCGCUCAUGCAAGAGAUCAUUUCUGUGUACCCUCUUUUGAAUCCUUCGCAACUCACUGCUGCGGCAUCGAACCGAGUUUGCAAUGCGCUGGCUCUUCUUCAAUGUGUUGCAUCCCACACGGACACUCGGCAACUCUUCCUGAAUGCUCACAUCCCACUAUUCCUUUACCCAUUCCUCAACACCACCUCGAAAUCUCGACCGUUCGAAUACCUACGACUUACCUCCCUUGGCGUCAUCGGUGCUUUGGUCAAGAACGACUCGUCAGAGGUGAUCAAUUUCCUCCUCACCACCGAAAUCAUUCCUCUUUGCCUUCGAAUCAUGGAGACAGGAUCCGAAUUGAGCAAAACUGUGGCGAUCUUUAUCGUCCAGAAGAUCCUCCUUGAUGACAUUGGCCUUGCGUACAUCUGCCAGACAUACGAGCGCUUCUACGCGGUUGGCACGGUUCUGAGCAACAUGGUCCAGCAGCUGGUGGACCAGCAGACUGUGAGGCUGUUGAAGCACGUUGUCCGUUGCUUCCUCCGCCUGAGCGACAAUGCUCGUGCACGAGAGGCUCUCCGUCAAUGCCUCCCAGAACCGCUCCGUGACGCUACCUUCUCCGCCGUAUUGCGAGACGACGCGGCUACCAAGAGAUGCUUGGCCCAGCUCCUUAUCAACCUCUCCGACAACGUCGACCACCCCGGGCCUCCGCUUCUUUCGCAACAUCAGUGA